Molecule: messenger RNA, 2860 nt
Organism: Chlamydomonas reinhardtii
Lineage: Eukaryota; Viridiplantae; Chlorophyta; Chlorophyceae; Chlamydomonadales; Chlamydomonadaceae
Exons: 20
Coding region: 95-2377 (760 amino acids)
Molecular function (GO): glycosyltransferase activity
Source: RefSeq, a predicted model, not a curated record
CUAACCAGACGGAAGUAGAUGGUUCACAUGUACUUAAUUGCAGCACCACAUUUCUGAACCAUGUACUCUGAGCAAUAACACCCAGCGAGUCGCGAUGGCGUACGCGACUACGCUUGUCUGUUACGCUUUAAUCAUCGUCACAUUAAUAGCGCUUAUACAAGAGUCAUGGGCUGGGGUUGACCCUGCCAAGCAGCGAUGUGCGUUCACACGGGGGACGUGGUGCACCAACUACGCACAGCAGGAGCUUGUGCCAUGGAGACCGGCGCCUCGCGGCUCCAAGGAAUGCGAGGGCGGCUGCAACAACGUGGGGAGAUGCAACUACGACACAGGGCUGUGCGACUGCCCGGCCGGCUGGACGGGAGCGGGCUGCAAGACUCCUCAGAAGCGGCCAUGCACACAUAUGCAGAGAAAGGGCGACGCGGGCGAGAACGCGACGGAGCCGUAUUCACACAUCGGACCCGAUGGCCGCGACCUGGACUGGACCAACGUGCCCUUCCCGCAGUACUAUUCCAGAUGCGGAGGCAUAUGCGAUGACGAGGUGGCGAUCUGCUACUGCGACGGGCCCAUGGGCCGCAUUCCCGCGCCGCCGGGGUCGCCACCCGGCACGCCACCACUGCAAGUGGGGCGGCCGCUCAUGACCAUGGCACACGCGCCCAAGACGACUUGGGACGGCCGGAAAGCGUUUGGCGAAGUGGACUAUAAGCUAGUGUACGGCCCCAAGGGCUACUGCAACGUGACUGACCCGGAGUGGGUGCCCAACUGCGGCAUGGAUGGGUUGGCCGGCCGCACCUGUGACUCGCCCAUGGAGAUGUUCUGUCCGGGCAGUUGCGCGGGGCACGGCCGGUGCUACCUGGGAUUCUGCGUCUGUGAUGAGGGCUACUACGGCCACGACUGCGCGCGGCGCAAGGCCGGGAUGCCGCUGCUGCCCAGCCGCAUCCCCACCACGCCCUGGCUGGCAGAGGUGGUCCGGGAGCCGCCUUCCGCCUUGGAGCCGCCGCCGGCGCCAACCCGGCGGCGGCCGCUGAUUUACGUGUACGACCUGGAGCCCAUGUACCAGUCCAAGAUCCUGCAGUACAGGGUCACGCCGCGCUGGUGUGUGCACCGCUGGCACGUGUGGCCCGCCAACCACACCGAGUGGACCGACCUAUGGGUCUACGCCAUGGACACGCUGCUGCAUGAGAGCCUGCUGGGCAGCCCCCACCGCACCUUUGACCCCGAAGAGGCGGAUUUCUUCUAUGUGCCGCACCAGGCCUCCUGCCUGCCCUUCCCCAUCGGCGCCUGGGCGGACUUUCCCUGGUUCCCCGACGCUGGAGGGCCCCGCACUCGGCAGAUGCUUAAUCUGGUGAUAGACACGGUGCAGUGGAUCAACGCCACCUUCCCGUUCUGGCAGCGCCGGGGCGGCCGGGACCACAUCUUCACGUUCACGCACGACGAGGGCGCGUGCUGGGCGCCCAACAUUGUCAACAAUUCAAUCUGGCUCACACACUGGGGCCGCACGGAGCUCAACCACACGAGCAACACGGCCUAUCUGUUGGACAAGUACGACCGAGACACGCCCACCAUCCUGCAGCCCGACGGCUUCGUACACCUGUUCAAGGGCCACCCCUGCUACAACCCUGAAAAGGACCUGGUCAUCCCGGCCUUCAAGGCGCCAGGCCACUACGCCAGCAGCGGGCUGGUGGGCGCGCCCACUCGCGAGCGGGACCUGCUGUUCUUCUUCAGGGGCGACGUCGGCAAGCGGCGCCAGCCCAACUACAGCCGCGGCGUGCGCCAGGCCAUCUACCGCGCGGCCAAGGCGGGCGACUGGGCCGCCAAACACAAGUUCUACAUCGGCGGCCACGACGACGUCAAGGGCGAGUACAGCGACAUGCUCAGCCGGGCCAAGUUCUGUCUGGUGGCGCCAGGUGACGGCUGGUCGGCGCGCAUGGAGGACGCGGUGCUGCACGGCUGCAUCCCGGUCAUCAUUGCGGACGGCGUGCACGCAGUUUUUGAGUCCAUUUUAGACAUUGAUGGCUUCGGGCUGCGCAUCCCACAGGAGCAGGUGCCACGCAUCCUGGACAUCCUGCUUGCGGUGCCGCCGCGCGCAAUCCGCUCCAAGCAGGCACACCUGGGCCGUGUGUGGCAGCGGUUCCGCUACGCCUCCAUUCCGGGUCUGUCCGACGAGCUCAAGCGAAUGCAGUUGCACAACCAACCGCGGCUGCAGGCGGAGGCCAUGGCGCUCGCAAACAUCACUGCCGCCGCGGAAGCCGGUGGCGCGGCGGCGGCGGCGCCCAAGCUGCCGUUGCCGCGCCCCUUCGCCGGGGACCCCACCGAGGAUGACGCAUUCGACACAAUCAUGCAGUGGCUCUACUCGCGCAUACCGCACACGCGCGGAUAACAUGGUCUUUGUGCACGAGAACAAUAUGACUUAGCGGUGUGUUUGAACGAGGAGUACAGCAUUCUUUCGCUGGUAUCCUGCACAAGCGGCAGGCAAGUGUAACCAACAACAACAAAAAAAAACAAAAAAAAAGUGCAGUCUGCGCCCGGUAGGAACGCAAUACUGUGCGCGCGAACGCGUGGGCUGGGCGCACAUGGAUAGCAAAGUGGUGAACGACAAGAGAAGCACAGGACGAUUGCUAUGACAUAGCAGCAGCAAGGAUGAAGGCGUGGUGUUUUCCUGGCUGCUGGAGCAGGUGGCGGGCACAGGUGCGAACUACGGAACCAAGAAGCCUGGCCUUCGCCAUGAAGGCAAACGUUACAAAGCGUGAGAGGCUGGUCUUUGCACGGGCGAAAGCUGGGAGGACGUGCUCAGGUGCAAGGCUGCAAGCACAAUAUAACACCUGAACGGAGACACUGGCACGGCAGACGUGCCAACAGACAU